This is a messenger RNA of Carassius carassius (crucian carp), 2657 nucleotides long. Its product is annotated as cytosolic phospholipase A2 gamma-like. Lineage: Eukaryota; Metazoa; Chordata; Actinopteri; Cypriniformes; Cyprinidae. Gene Ontology annotation, molecular function: calcium-dependent phospholipid binding; calcium ion binding. Gene Ontology annotation, biological process: glycerophospholipid catabolic process. Gene Ontology annotation, cellular component: nuclear envelope; cytosol; nucleoplasm. Bases 127 to 1914 code for a protein of 595 amino acids. The record is from RefSeq and is a predicted model, not a curated record. The transcript has 15 exons.
GUCUAGACUUGCAGAGUAGUUUCAGAGCCCUAGCCUAUAUAAGAGCAUCUUCAGGCCGAAUGUCAGAAAAGGACUGCAGGUUGUUUUUUUGGGUGUGGUAUCGAAGACUCACGAUUUACAAAAAUAAUGAGUGCAACUAAACCCAAUGAAAGCGUUAAGAGGAGAAACAAAAACUUACUGAAUAACAGCGAGCAGGAGUUUGUAGCCAGCAGGAGAAACACUGUUCUACAAUCCCUGAAGAAGCUUAAGAUUCAAUGCAGUCGGAAAGAGGUGCCAAACAUUGCAUUACUGGGUUCUGGAGGAGGACAAAGAGCCAUGGUGGGUUUGCUGGGAUCCCUGGUUCAGCUUGAUAAAGCGGGUCUUCUGGACUGCAUCCUUUAUCUGAGCGGAGUCUCUGGAUCCACCUGGUGCAUGGCCUCCUUAUACAAAGAACCAAACUGGUCCACCAAACUAGAGACCGUGAAAGACAAAAUCAUUGAAAGAAUGAGCGGACCAGGAGUCAGCUGGGGAGACGCAUUGACUAAACUGAAGAAAUAUUACUACGGGAAAGACUUCUUCAGCUUGACUGAUGUCUGGGCAGUGAUGGCUGUCACGUCAUAUGUGAAAGAGAUCGAUGAGCACACACUCACCGAGCAGCGGAACCAGCACAAUAAAGACCCGUUUCCCAUCUAUGCAGUGAUCGACAAGCAAAGCAAACAGAGCAAUGACGGAGACCCCUGGUUUGAGAUCAAUCCAUAUGAAGCAGGUUAUUCUCUCUCUGGAGUGUUUGUGGACACCGGCGACUUUGGCAGCCAGUUUCAAAAAGGCUCAAAGAAUAAACAUCAGGAUGAAUUUGACAUGCUGUACCUGCAAGCUCUUUGUGGCAGCGCUUUAGGGGAUGAAGCCGAUAUUAAGAAAGCCAUGUGGCAAAAGAUAAAAGAUUUCUUUCAAAACGAAAACACACUUGAGGCAAUGAGGAAAGAAGAGCGUGAGAAAAUUGAUGAAUUGAUGAGAAAAAAGAAGGAAACAGAAGGAAAAGAAGCAGAACUGGAGUCUUUUUCCAAGCCCUGUCCACCAGACGAUCCAAUCUCCCUGUCUGUAGACGAAUGUCACCGGGCACUCAUGGAUCUUGUGAACAUGAAUAUCUCUGUUUUGAAUGGCGAAGAUCCUUCUGGUUUUGAUAAAUCCAUCAGAACAAAUUUGAACGGGCUCUCUGGAGGCAAAAUUCAGCCGAUUUAUAAAAUGAAAACAGAGGAAACUGAUGAUAAAAGAGCAGAAAAGCGGUAUACAAACCGUUUCUCCAUGGAUGUCUGUGAAUAUUUGAGUAGUCGGAACAGUAAUUGGCUAGUUGAUAUUUGGAUAAGUAUUUGUAAAUGCAUGGCUGAGUGGAUCUGGGGAAGGAAAUAUAACUUCCUCCACAACAUGACAGAUGAAGCAGUGAACUCCACUCUUCUGCAAAGUGAGACGAGAGACUAUAUAGAUGCCGGAAUGUUGCUGAACUCACCCUACUUCUCAGUGCUGAGAGAAGACCGACACAUUGACCUCAUCAUUUCCCUGGACUUCAGUGAUGGAGAUCCUUUCAUGACCAUAAAUAAAGCUUCUGAGACUUGCAAGAAACUAAAGAUCCCUUUUCCUGAAGUUCCCAGUGAUGAAGGAAAGAAACCAAAGGACUUCUAUGUGUUCAAAGGCCAAAACUCUCCAACCGUGAUCCACAUCCCUCUGUUUAAUGCGGUCAACUGUGGAGAUAAAGUUGAGGACUGGAGGAAAAAAUAUCGCACCUUUCAAGGAGCUUACAGCGCUGAGAUGAUCGCUGAUCUUAUGGACGUCGCUGGAAAAAACAUCUCAAACAACAGAGAGAAACUCAAGGAGCAGAUUCGGGUGGUCAUUGAAGAAAAAAGAUUUGGACGCUUUAAAAAAUUUCUGAAUAAAGACUAAUUUAGACUAAAUAUUAACUGAAUAUAGAAUAAAAACUGAUCUGAAUAACAGUAAUUUCACAGAAAAUAGUGUUAAUUUUUUUUGUCUUAUUAAUUAAAUCAGCAUUAUUUCUGCUAAAUGUGAUAUCUGUGGCAGUAUAAGAGUAUCAUGUUUGCAUUUUAUUUAAUAUGUUUCAAAUGCUUGACUUUCAUUAAGUAUGAAAGAGCUGAUUAAUAAUCAAAUCAAUCAUAACAGAGGCUGAAUUAUUUCAGAUUAAAAAUAAAAGACAACAAAACCCAUUACAAUCAGUGAUGUUAUUUACACUGGAUUUGGUGCAACACGAAAAAUCCCAGACAGUAAACUCAUGCUUCCUUCUGUUUAUGACGUUGUGACCCAAAGUUUAAAUUAUUUUUAUAAAACCGAUGGUUCCGGUCCUUGAUUCUGAUUGGUUGAGCCGCGUUCAAAGCUGUUGUAAAUUACUCUACAAACACACACCUUUGUUAACUUAUGUAUUUUGUUUACAUCAGUUUGUUGCAAUAACAACUGUUUCUGAGGAACUACAUUGUAUGGUGGAAGAAUAAUGUUUUCAAUAUUGCACUUUAUUUGCUCUGUUUUAUUCUGUAAAACCUUCUAUGUACAGUAUAUGGAAUAACCAUUGUAUAAAAGCAAUAAGCCCUGUGGAGCCGUGGUUUAUAGUGAAUUUAUAACAGCUCAAACCUAACAACGCUUCUUAGCUGUUAAAAAUUCACUGUAAACCACAGCUU